AUGUCUGCGGCCGUACGAAGAUAUGGCGCGAGCAUAAAGGGUCUACUUAGACCGCUACCCGUCCCGGACCGCUUCUUCCGCCAGAUACAGAUGGACUUUAUUACGGACCUACCCCUAGCGAACGGUAACCGCUGCCUCUGGGUUAUCAAGGACCGGCUAAGUAAGGAAGUUAUACUCGAACCGAUGCCAACGAUGGAAGCGGAAGCAUGUGCAGAGCGUUUUCUAUGGUGCUUCGCCCGCUACCACUGGUGGCCCGACGCUAUAACGAGCGAUAGGGGCUCGAAUUGGGUAGGCCGCUUUUGGAGGCACCUGUGCAAGUUACUUGGGAUCGAUCAGCAGCUAAGCACGGCGUACCACCCCCAAACUGACGGAGGCCCUGAGAGGAUGAACCAAGAAGUACAGGCAUACCUCCGCGCCGUGAUUAACCAGAACCAGAACGACUGGGAUAAAUGGGUUCCCGCGGCUCAGAUGGCGUUAAACGGUCGGGUCAAUACCUCUAUAGGGAUGUCCCCAUUCUUCGCUAUACACGGCUAUGAGCCGAAGUCACCAGUUCCCCUCGUUACGGAAGCAUAUGCGGAAGAGUAUCCUCAGCAUUCGCCAGAAAGCAGGGCAAAGAAAUUUGUUGCCAAACUACAACAGAUUACGGACCUCUGCCAAGCAUCAAUGGCGACAGCUACGCAGCAACAAGAACGCUUCGCUAACAGAAGACGAAACGCGGCGGAACGCUUCGAAGUAGGCGAUAAGGUUUGGCUUGACUUGCGGAACUACGCGUCAGAGCGACCUAAGAAGAAGUUCGACUGGCUGCACGCUAAGUAUACGAUAAGCAAGGUACUCGACCCGUACACGGUUGAACUAGCAGACCUCCCGAGGGCUGCUAUAAUAGGUUCCACGUCGACCAACUCCGGAGAGCGGGGACGGACCCAAUGCCUGGUCAGCAACGCACAGACGCUCAACCCCAUCCAUCCAAACCCGACCUGGACCUCUUUAGACAAUAUGCAACAGACAGCGGCCUUGGAUAGGUACGAACAGAGAUACGGCCCGGCUCUCGAGAACGAUGGACCAUACCAGUACCGACGAGUGGCAACGGAAGCGCAGCCGGCCCAAAUCCAGGGGCAAGUCGAAGGAAUACAACCACAGCUGCAGAUACAGGGCAAGAGAAUACGCGGACCACUACGGGCUAGGACUAAUGGCGACGCCCCGUCGAUAGUAACGGCACCAGACCGUAUAGACGACGGCCCUACGAUCGUUGUAGGGGAUCAGCAGCAGGAAAAGGGCACCAGCGCCAGAGAGAAGUAG
Messenger RNA from Hirsutella rhossiliensis, 1296 nucleotides. RefSeq names its product integrase core domain-containing protein. Gene Ontology annotation, biological process: DNA integration. Gene Ontology annotation, molecular function: nucleic acid binding. Bases 1 to 1296 code for a protein of 431 amino acids. The record is from RefSeq and is a predicted model, not a curated record. The transcript has 2 exons. NCBI's taxonomy places the organism in Eukaryota, Fungi, Ascomycota, Sordariomycetes, Hypocreales, Ophiocordycipitaceae.